Molecule: messenger RNA, 924 nt
Organism: Drosophila willistoni
Lineage: Eukaryota; Metazoa; Arthropoda; Insecta; Diptera; Drosophilidae
Exons: 2
Coding region: 116-520 (134 amino acids)
Source: RefSeq, a predicted model, not a curated record
CACAAAAUCGUCCUCAUAGUCGUCUCACAUAACACAUUCAAUACCUAGAAACUGUUCAACAAACACGAAAAUUACAUUAAACCUCUAUUUUUGGGUCUUUGAAUUAGGUUUCAGGAUGCUUAUACCGGAAGUUAAUAUGGUGCAGGUCUCUAGGAAUGCGCGUAUUCAGCGCAAAGAGAUUCUGCAGUUUAAUAUGCCUGGACUGAAAAUAAUUGAUUACAGUGAGAUGCAACGAUUGGAUAAAUUCUUUUUGGAUUGCCAGGACCUAAGAGAUUAUUAUCGGGAUCCGGAUAAUAAGCUGCACGAACCCUCAAAAUUCCGGAAUCCUGGACGCUGUGGCAUUAAACCAGAUCGUGUGAUGAGCGAGCUCUUCAAACCAGUAGAAUGGGUUACUCAGUCCAAGCCUGUCUACAAUUUCAUUGAAAAACCACCCAAAUCGGACAUGGACUUGAAUUGGUCGCCUUCCUCUCUUAUGAAGGGUCGUUACACUGCUACAUCUUGUAGCAAAUUUAAGCGUUAAGGGAAUUUCUUACAUAUGUUUAUUUUUCAAAUUGCUGCAGUUUCAUAUAUAUAGAUAAUUUUAGAAAUGUUCGGUUUUUUACUCAAUUUACGAUUCAAUUUCAUUAGAAAGCACACGAGCGCAUGUAAGGCAAACUAAACAGAAACAAAAAGAGAACCCAUUGAUCCAUUUACUGGAACAGAGAAACUGAGAAAACUCAAUCAAUCAAUGACCUUCUAUGGAUUUGGAUAUAGGCAGGAGGAGAAAAAAAAAAAUCAACAAAAAGCAAAAGAUGUAGAAGGAAAACGGAAAGGAAGUUCUGACAGGUUAAAAGAAAAUGUCGCUUCAAUUAGCCCAACUCUAUUUGAUAUUCGAACAGCAUGGAGAAAAAAAAAAGACGGAAACAAUAAAAAUAUCAAUUAAUA